This is a messenger RNA of Habropoda laboriosa, 3137 nucleotides long. Its product is annotated as POU domain protein 2-like. Gene Ontology annotation, biological process: regulation of transcription by RNA polymerase II. The coding region runs from base 710 to 3022 and encodes 770 amino acids. Gene Ontology annotation, molecular function: DNA-binding transcription factor activity, RNA polymerase II-specific; RNA polymerase II cis-regulatory region sequence-specific DNA binding. Lineage: Eukaryota; Metazoa; Arthropoda; Insecta; Hymenoptera; Apidae. The record is from RefSeq and is a predicted model, not a curated record. The transcript is spliced from 10 exons.
GACCGGUGUACCGUGCCAGACUGGAGUAUACGUCCUUUGCGUGUUGGAGGAACAUAUCUGUGUACGUUUGUCAGUGUAGUGUUUCUGUAGGAAUAUACUGUGAUAACACGGAAGGAUAACACGAAAACAUACGAGAAAAGCAUAGAUUUCACCUUCGAUAUCCAAAGAAAAGUAAAUAACACCACGUACCACGUCGUAUGUUGAAAAAGAAAGUGUACAAUACAAAACAAACCCGAGAGUGUGAAAGCGAUUCGCAGCAACAACCAGACAUUUCCUUUCGAAACUCGUAGGCGGUGGGAAUAGUGAAUCUUCUGAAAUAAAAGCGAGUCAGUUGGAGGUGACCACGUUGGAUCUCGCGGCGUUGGCUGCUUACGGGGGCGUUUCGGGACCCAGGGUCGCGGUGGCGGGCACCGGGGUCCUCGCGCUGCCCGGCCUGAUACCCGACAAGGGUUUAUCAUCGCCCGGAGGUCAGUCUAAGGGAAAGUCCGCAGGGCUGGCGGGCCUCGACAGUGAGGCGGUGCGCCGGUGGGUCGCCGAGGCCGCGCGGACCGUCCGGCAAAUUCCGCCUCCGGUCGUCGUACCAUCGUCUAGCUCGCAGCAACAGCAGCAACAUCAACAUCGACAUCAGCAGCAUCAUUCGAUUCAUCGGCAACGGCAAGAAUCGAGCCCGCCGUUGGUGGGCUCGUCGCCGUUCGGUUUGCCGUCCUCGAUGACGCAGACACCAAGUAUGCAUCUGCUGGAGAACAACAACCUGGUGGAGGUUGCGAUGGCUCAGCAACAGUCUCAACAGCAGAUGCAGAUGCAGCAACAGAAGCAGAAGCAGACCAGCCCUACGAACAACAACACCAUCGAAGCUUGGAGGUCUAUACAGGGCGGGCAUCAGUGGUGGAGUCCGCCUAGUAACGUUCAUCAGGAGCAGCAAGUAUCGCCUAUAGGGCAGCAGGUUGUUUCGCAGCCGCAGAGUAUGGUUGUCGGGUCCGUGUGCGGGCAAGCACAGAGGCAGUCGCAGAUUCAUACGGAGAUCGAUCAGCCUUUGGACUUUUCGGUCGGUUCACUUGAGCAGCAGAGGUUGCAUUCGCGGGUGAGGACUAUGCACGGGAGGCUGCAGGGUAGGAUGCACGAUAAUAACAACGGUACAGCUAGCGCCGGGCAGAAGAUCGCGAGAGGGACCGGGAGCAGGAGAAGUUACAGCCCUAGCGAGGGUAGCAGCAGCAGCAGCGAAGACGAAGGUGUUUCGACCGGUGGAAGUCCGUCUGGACCGCUUCGAGGCACCGAGAACGACCUGUGCGAGCAGCCAGUCGCGGAUCGACCUUACGGUAAAAUUUGGAUAGGCGAUAACGAGGUCGCGUGGCGGACAGAACAGUCGUUCAAGAGGACCUCACCCUUAAAUCCCUGCGCUACCACGACUACCACGACAACGACAGGUGGCGGAGCACCGGCACACCCCCACCUGUCGCCACCCAUCGCUGCCCCCGUGACCACUCCCGAUCACAGGAGCCCCAGCAGCCUCCACGUGAAACUUGGUAUCUCUCCUGCCAGCGACGCGCUCGGCCGAAUCGAUAAGGAGCCAGCCUCGCCGGAAUCCAUACAAGAUGCAGACCUUCACGGCGAGGUGGACGGACCAGAACUCAGCGGCGACGACAGAAGUAUCGCGAGUGACAUCCAAGAUGCCACCGAGGCGAACCUCGAGCAUGACUCCAUGGACUCGGACAGGGAAGCGCUCAAUCUGGUCACGGACGUGUCGCACCGCAACAGCAGCAGCGGUACCAGUGGCAGCGCCUCUUCGCCCAGUUCCGGUGUCAGCAGUCAGAUAACCGGAAGCCAUCAGCAGCAGCAACACACGGCUGGCCAGCAGAACAGCAGCAACUCGCAAGCGGCUCUGGCUGCUCAGCUGGUCAGCCAACAGUUGCUGAUGCACGGAUCUCUCGGUGCACUUGGACCGCAAGAGAUCCAAGCGUUGGCUUCGACGUUUCAGCAACAACAACAGUCGUUGCAGCAACAGUUGCAGCAGCUAGCGAUGUUCCAGCAAGCCAACUCCGCCGCGGCGGGACAGCUUCCGGCACAGGCGCAAUUCUUCUUGCAGAACCAGGGGCUGUUGCAGAGCGGUGGCUACUCCUCAAGACCCAGUCAUUCGCGCUCACAGUCCAUGCAGGUGCAGCAGGCAGUGGCGCAGGCAGCCCAGCAACUGCAAGCCUUGCAGAAGCAGCAAGCUCUUCAGGGCAGUGGAGGCCUCGUGUGUCGAAAUUUGGCGCAGCAAAGGUCACCACCGCCUCCUGGCACGCCUCCAGCAGUGAAACCACCGAUUCCCAAGCUGGAACCAUCGCCGGAAGAAACGACAGACCUAGAGGAAUUGGAACAAUUCGCGAAAACUUUCAAACAGAGGCGGAUCAAGCUCGGUUUCACGCAGGGCGACGUUGGCCUCGCCAUGGGCAAGCUUUACGGCAACGAUUUCUCCCAAACGACGAUCUCCAGGUUCGAAGCGCUGAAUCUUUCCUUCAAAAACAUGUGCAAACUGAAACCCCUCCUCCAGAAAUGGCUAGAGGACGCAGAUAACUCCCUGAACAACCCUAACUCCCUUUCAAACCCUCUCACCACACCGGAAGCCAUCGGCAGGCGGCGGAAGAAGAGGACCUCGAUAGAAACCAGCGUGAGGGUCGCGCUGGAGAAAGCUUUCGUUCAGAAUCCCAAACCUACUUCAGAAGAAAUUACCGUACUAGCAGAUAGCUUGGCUAUGGAGAAAGAAGUCGUUAGAGUGUGGUUUUGCAAUAGACGACAGAAGGAGAAGAGGAUCAAUCCACCAACGGCAGCAAUGGGUAGCCCGACAAUGGCGUCUCCAGCUCCGUCUGUGUUCGCGUCACUCGCGAGUUCCAUGUCGGGAAGUCCUCUCGCCCUGACGACGCACUCGUCGGGCAUGGGACAUUCUCAUCCUCAUCCAACGCCGCUCGGUUCACCGUUGCCUCUGGCCCUGGUGGCCUCAGCAGGUGGAAACUACCAUCCGCUGAGCGGCAAGUCGCACGAGUGACACCAACAGUCCACCCAUCAAGGGGACGCGCUAUUUCAUCAACACCAUCAACAGCCACCGCAUCAACAGCAACAGCAACGACGUUUGUGCAAUCUACCCGAGUUCUAUCACUAAU